AAUAUAGACAUAGUUGAUGUUUCCUUAACUUCUCCGUAACCCUAACCCAUGAAUCAUUUAAAAUUUCUAUAUCCAACAGAAUCCUCACCUUACUAUACUUCUAAGUUUUAAAUACUUGAUAAGUCAUUAGUUAUUAAUAAGCUAGGUGUCAUACUACAAUUGGAUGUUGUCAUACCCUAUUAUUAAUUUACUGAUUCCUUAAAAAUAACAAACAAAAUCUGUCUACAGAUGCAGGACACUCAUAUCCCAUAUCUCCUAGCUCCAUUUGUUACAAUCCAUCAACCACCUCUUAUUAAUUAUCUUCUUUUCUUUUUUCCCCUGCAUUGCCAUCACUUUAAUGAAGGGUUUAUAUUAACUUCUUGUUAUAGUUAAACUAUUAUUUGUUUUUGCUUGUUAUGGGGUUAGUUGAAUCCUUGUUGGAGAAUGAUGCAAGAAAGUUCAUCAAGAGAAAAGAUAGCGAUGCAGGAGAAGCAGUCAAAAUUAUCAGGUCGAGCAUUGGAAGAGCUCAGAAGUUCUCUUUACAAUGAUUUUCGAACUUCAGAAGGAGCCAAGCGGCAACAGCAACGAUUUUGUGGGCCAGUUGUGGCUAUGACCUUCAAUUUCAUGGUGGCCGUGGGGGUUAUUAUGACAAACAAAUUAGUGAUGGGAAAAAUUGGCUUUAACUUCCCAAUCUUUCUCACAUUGAUCCAUUAUACCACUGCGUGGAUUCUGCUUGCCAUUUUUAAGACAUUGUCGCUGCUUCCAGUCUCCCCUCCCUCCAAAAGUACUCCUUUCACUUCACUCUUCUCCUUAGGAGUUGUUAUGUCUUUCGCCUCUGGCCUUGCGAAUGCCAGCCUUAAGCAUAACAGUAUUGGUUUCUAUCAAAUGGCAAAAAUUGCAGUCACUCCUACCAUUGUUCUUGCAGAGUUUGUUCUGUUUAGAAAAUUCAUUUCAUUUAAAAAGGUUUUGUCUCUAGUUAUUGUUUCAGUGGGCGUGGCAAUUGCAACAGUAACAGAUUUACAAUUCAACUUUUUUGGUGCUUGUAUUGCAAUUGCAUGGAUCAUUCCAAGUGCUAUAAACAAAAUUCUUUGGUCAAAUCUGCAACAACAAGCCAAUUGGACUGCUCUUGCGUUGAUGUGGAAGACUACCCCAGUAACAAUUUUGUUUUUAUUAGCAUUGAUGCCAUGGCUAGAUCCACCAGGGGCGUUAUUGUUCCAGUGGAAUUUACACAGCUCAUCUGCAAUUUUCACAUCAGCUCUUUUGGGAUUUCUCCUACAAUGGUCGGGUGCUUUGGCUCUUGGGGCAACAUCUGCAACCUCUCAUGUGGUUUUAGGACAAUUUAAGACUUGUGUGAUUUUAUUGGGUGGCUAUCUACUUUUCAAUUCAGAUCCUGGGUUUGUGAGCAUCGGUGGAGUUAUCAUAGCUCUAUGUGGAAUGUCUGCUUAUACAUCACUCAACUUACAGGAGUCCCGAGAAAAUUCGAUCAACCAACUUCAGAAGCAAACCUUACCUGUAUCAAAAUCCAAAACAGAAUCUAAAGCAGCUAGUGAAGAUACCACAAACUUAGAUGUAACCAUAACCAGUAGUGCAAAUGCUGUCUAGGUAGGAAUGUUUUGUACAAUUUUUGUCUGUGGUUAGAAAGAAUAUACAGUCAUAGGAAUUUUGAUUCAACUAGUGAAGUAUAUGUGGAGAAAAAAAAAAAAAAGAUUUGUCGGUUUAAA
Molecule: messenger RNA, 1700 nt
Organism: Hevea brasiliensis (rubber tree)
Lineage: Eukaryota; Viridiplantae; Streptophyta; Magnoliopsida; Malpighiales; Euphorbiaceae
Exons: 7
Coding region: 424-1581 (385 amino acids)
Cellular component (GO): Golgi apparatus
Molecular function (GO): antiporter activity; UDP-xylose transmembrane transporter activity
Source: RefSeq, a predicted model, not a curated record